Molecule: messenger RNA, 2439 nt
Organism: Nanorana parkeri
Lineage: Eukaryota; Metazoa; Chordata; Amphibia; Anura; Dicroglossidae
Gene: MMP9
Product: matrix metallopeptidase 9
Exons: 13
Coding region: 4-2085 (693 amino acids)
Biological process (GO): collagen catabolic process; proteolysis; extracellular matrix organization
Cellular component (GO): extracellular matrix
Molecular function (GO): metalloendopeptidase activity; zinc ion binding
Source: RefSeq, a predicted model, not a curated record
GACAUGCAUUCAGGAAAUUGGAAGGGGAAGGGACUUGUAGCUACAAUGGGAAUGCUGGUAGUCCUAGUCCUGCUAGGCACCUUGUGUGUCGCAAGUCACUCAGCCCCAACAUCCCUUAAGACUCCUAUGACUAUCGUAUUCCCAGGAGAAAUCCGCAGCAACUUAACUGACCUGGAGAGUGCUGAGAAAUAUCUAGCGCGAUAUGGGUACCUUCCAUUAGAAAAUGGUGAACAACGACACACCUCCAUAAAAAAGUCCCUUCUAAAGAUGCAGCAAAAGUUGGGGCUUCAAGAAACAGGUGAACUAGACUCAGAAACUAUGAAGGCCAUAAAGACCCCUCGCUGUGGAGUGCCUGAUGUGGGAAAGUUCCAGACAUUUGAAGGAGACUUGAAGUGGGAUCAUAAUGAUAUAACAUACAAGAUCCUGAACUAUUCCCCUGAUCUUGACCCUGAGGUGACGGAUGAUGCCUUUGCUCGUGCCUUUAAAGUUUGGAGUGAUGUGGCACCACUAACCUUUACACGAAUUUACAACGGGGAACCCGACAUAAACAUUUUGUUUGGGUCUGACAAUCAUGGCGAUCCAUACCCUUUUGAUGGGAAGGAUGGACUUCUAGCUCAUGCCUAUCCACCAGGCGCUGGCGUGUAUGGAGAUGCCCAUUUUGAUGAUGAUGAAUUCUGGACCCUUGGGACUGGAGUGGUGGUGAAGACUCAUUUUGGUAAUGCAGAUGGCGCACUGUGUCAUUUUCCAUUCACAUUUGACGGUCAGUCCUAUUCCUCCUGUACAAGUGCCGGGCGAUCAGAUGGCCACCUCUGGUGCAGUACAACAUCCAACUUUGACAAAGACAAAAAAUACGGCUUCUGCCCAAGCGAGUUGCUAUACACAUAUGAUGGAAACGGUGAAGGUCAGCCCUGUGUCUUCCCAUUUAUUUUUGAGGGGAAAUCCUAUUCUUCAUGUACUACUGAAGGGCGUUCAGAUGGAUAUCGCUGGUGCAGUACCACAGCCAAUUUUGACAAAGAUGUUAAAUACGGUUUCUGUCCCAACAGAGACACAGCUGUUGUUGGCGGUAACUCACAAGGCGACCCUUGCAUUUUCCCCUUUACGUUCCUGGGGGCAACCUACAACCAGUGCACCACCGAAGGUCGACAGGAUGGGAAGUCGUGGUGUGCUACUACAUCCAGCUAUGACCGCGACAGAAAAUGGGGAUUCUGCUCAGACAAAGGUUACAGCCUCUUCCUGGUGGCAGCGCAUGAAUUUGGUCAUGCAUUAGGUCUUGAGCACAGCAGUAUCCAAGAUGCAUUAAUGUAUCCUAACUACAGGUAUGAGAGCGACUUCCACCUUCACCCUGACGACAUUGAAGGGAUCCAGUAUUUGUAUGGUCCUAAAACUGGUCCAAAUCCAACUCCACCACAGCCCACCAAGAAACCGAAAACAACUCCAUCACCUACCACCACUGCUACGGCAACUACUACUGAAAGUGUGGAGCCUUCUGAUUCCCCAGUAGACCCAACACAAGACCCCUGUCAAGUGAAGGAAUUUGAUGCCAUUGCGGAAUUACAAGGCGUGCUCCACCUAUUUAAGGAUGGAUUGUACUGGACGCUACCUGCCAGUGGGCCCCCUAAAUCUCCUAAGAAGAUCUCAGACACUUGGCCUGAACUUCCUGCCAACAUUGACUCAGCAUUCCAGGAUCCCCAAAGCAAGAAGAUGUUCUUUUUCUCAGGACGCAAAUUCUGGCAGUACACAGGAAGCAGUGUUUUGGGACCACGAAGUCUUGAUAAGCUGGGCUUUGGCAAGGAUGUGGAUAAAAUCUUGGGAGCUAUUACAAGGGAUAAUGGGAAAGUCCUGUUAUUCAACGGUGAAAGAUAUUGGAGGCUUGAUGUGAAGGCUCAGGCUGUGGAUAAGGGUUACCCACGCAACACCGGUGAAGAUUAUGCAGGUGUUCCCAGUGAUUCUCAUGACAUCUUUGUCUACAAAGGUAAAUACUACUUCUGCCAGGAUAAGUUCUUCUGGCGCAUGACAUGGCGCAAGCAAGUGGAAAAGGUCGGAUACGUGAAAUACGACAUCGUCCGCUGCCCAGAGAACAAUUAAAGCAGCAGCGAAAAUGUGAAGAUGAGAAAUGAGGAAACGACAGGCACCAGCUUGGAUUGGAAGACUUCAGAUGUGAACCUUUUGAUCCUGCCCCUUCUUCAUUUCAGCCCCUUUACUUCUGUGGUUGUAAAAGGAAAUUGUUACUGUUCAGGCACUGUAGACAUGGUCUCCAUGUUGCAUCCCCCUUAGGGAAGUGAAUGUGUGUGUGAGUUCCCAGGCCUGCCUGGCGCAGGUUUCCAGAGAGCAGUGUGACAGAUGAUGACUUGUGGCGCUAGCAAAAUGCGACAAGGUGACCUUUCAGAGAUUUCUUUAAUAUAUUAUUUGCUUUUUCUAAUAAAUACUGUUCUUCCUUGA